CGCAGCAGUACUGUUCGCCUCUGAGUUUAUAGUCGUCGGCGGGCUCCAUCAUGGCGGUUGUUUAUCGUAAAUUUUCCGUCAAAACUUUUGACGAAUGGGAUAUGAGAGGAAAACUUGAAGCGAUUGCUUCUGUGGAUUCAGCCCUGGUUUCCAAGGAUCCAAACUUUUCUGCAGGAUUUAAUGCAGAUCUGAACCAGGUCUUGUAUGAGAUUGUGUGGGCUGUAGUGCGAGGUCACAUCACAAAAUGGGAUGCCAAACCUAUCUUCACUCAUGCCAUGGCCCUGCAUCCAGACAUGUGCUCACAAGUAGUGGAGGUGUUGGCUAUGGUUGAGCUUGAGACCACCACACAUGAGACUUUUGCCAGGAUGAGGGAAAACCUCAUUGGGCUUAUGCAGGCCCUUGGUCUUGAGCGUAUGUACCGUGAGAGACUCGAGCUAGAAACCUUGUCUGAUGUGGGCAUUGUGAAGAACAAAAAAUUAUUCCACACAAAACAGAUCAAAGUCCGAACAAAGAUGUUUUACAAACAGCAGAAAUUCAACCUUCUACGCGAAGAAUGCGAGGGCUAUGCAAAACUUAUAACAGAAUUGAAUCAAAGCCUGCAACCAAACAUCACUCCACAGACAAUGAUCACAGUCAUACGCAGCCUCAUUGGGUGCUUCAACCUGGACCCUAAUCGCGUACUUGACCUGAUCUUGGAAGCUAUGGAAUGUCGCCCAAUUGAGCACAAUUUCUACACAAGUUUGUUGAAGCUUUUCCCGUGUCAGUCGGCGACCCUGACUGAACUUUUCCGCUUCCGCAUGAGUGCGUGCACCACACUUGCCAUGCAGAAGCCUGUCUUCACAAGCAUGGCGCUCUUGGUGCAGGCUGGAGUCCUGUCACUGGACGAGAUCUAUGCAUGGUUGACCCCAGAGGACAGCAAAAUGCUGGAGGACAGCCGGCAGGCUGAAGAGUCCGCUCAAGAGUAUGCACGCAAAGCCAAUGUCAUCUCAACCAAAGACAAAGAUAAAGACAAGAAAGAAGAGAAGGAAGAAGUCAAAGAACGUGAACCAUUCCAUGAUAACAAACCAAACAGUAAUCUCAAGAUUCCUUUCUGCGUUGCACUGCUUGAGAUCGGUGACUGGCAGCAUUAUGAAGAGAUCGCAUCACGGUAUCCAGACUACUACCUGGCCUCCUUCCCUACCAUCAGCAACGCUCUCGCUCGUCUCUGCCACGUCUCCAUAGACCCUUGCUACCGCAGUGUUUACAUGUUACCGUCUCGUGCUGGAGGGCGCCCAAUCCCCCCUCUGCACAACCCGUACGCUCUACCAACCUGCCACACUGCGGACGAUGUGGCCCACAUCCUCAUGCCCAUAGUGUGCUCCUUUGGUCCUCAUAUUGCCCGCCACCCAUCGCUGAUGGUCAAACUUCUCAGGGUCGCUCGGGUUGUCCUGGCAAAAGCGGAGGAGAGCGGGAGUGGAAAGGAGCACGACGUGUUCUACUACGAGUUCCUAUCAGCGCUGGACGAAGCCUUGCUGCCUGGCCUCUCUGUGCUCUCCUGCAACCCCUGCAUUGCUGAGGAAAUCUGGGAGACAAUCAAGUUCUAUCCCUAUGAGUACAGAUUCAAACUGUAUGGCAAGUGGAAGAAUGAGACUAUGUCGGCUCAUCCCGUGCUGGUGCGAAUACGAACGGAUUUGUUGAAGAAGGCAAAAUAUGUUAUGAUGCGUGUAACAAAAGAAACUAUUAAGCCCAUCAGUCGCAGCAUCGCCAAACUAACCCACAACUGCCCCGCCACAAUACUCGACUACGUCGUGAAGCAAAUCCAGUUGUACGACAACUUGAUCUCCCCGGUGGUUGACAGCCUGAAGUACCUGACGUCCUUAUCCUUCGAUGUUCUGGCUUUCUGCAUCGUCGAGACUCUUACUACCAAUAAAGAAAGGCUAAUCAAUGCAGGCAUGGCCGUUUCUCCAUGGCUGAACUCUCUGUCUACCUUCUGUGGGGCGGUCUACAAGAAAUACCCCAUCGAACUGUGUGGGGUUCUCCAGUUCAUUGCCAACCAACUCAAGGCCGAGCGCUCCGUUGAUCUUCUUAUACUGCAAGAAAUCCUCCAGAAAAUGGGUGGCACUGACACCUCUGAGGGGCUCACCAGCGAACAGAUCGAAGCAAUGAGCGGUGGAGAAGUGCUAAGGCGUGAAGCGGGCACCUACCAACAGGAGCGCAACACGAAGAGGUCGUCACAACGACUGAAGGAAGUCUUGCUCCAGAACAAUCUUGCCAUUCCUCUUCUGCUGCUCAUAGCGCAGCAGCGGUCAUGCAUAGUGUACAACCAAACCGAGUCACCGCACCUUAAGCUCGUCGGAAAACUCUAUGAUCAGUGCCAGGAGACGUUGGCGCAGUUCGGAGCGUAUUUGUUCCAAGUGAUCAGCCUGGAGGAGGUGUCAGAGAGGCUGCCCAGCAUCGGCUCCCUCCUGUCAGAGUGUCACAUCAACUCUGACGUGGCUUUCUUCCUUGCUCGACCCACUGUGUCUGCUAAGAUACUUGCUCGGUUUGAUGAGCUGCGCCGCAGUAACCGCUCAGAUGACCGCAAGCAGCUCUACAUUGAUGCCUCAACUGAAGUCCUCACGCCUCUGGCAGAGGAGAUACGUCCUCAUUUCCCCAGCAAGCUGUGGGAGGAGAUGCACCCGUCGUUCUUCGUAACAUUCUGGACACUAAAUUUGUCUGACUUGGAAGUGCCUACCGGGAGCUACAAGCGGGAGGUGGCUCGCUUCAAUGACAACAUCACACAACUGCAGAAAGUGCCCAAGGACGAGCCUGCAGCACUGGCUACCAAACGCAAGAAGGAGCUGGAACGCAUCAUGUCUCUCAGGGACAAACUUCUGGAGGAAGAAAACCGGCAGCAGGAGCACGUGGACAGAGUCAUUGGCCGCCUCACCCAGGAAAAAGAACGUUGGUUCACGCAGCGGGUUGCGUGCCUGCCUAAGAACGACACAGUGACGGCCUUCUUGCAGCUCUGCCUUUUCCCGCGCUGCACCUUCACUACACUCGAUGCUCUCUAUUGUGCACGGUUUGUGAAGAUGAUGCACGAACUGAAAACGCCGAAUUUCUCAACUCUCAUCUUCUGUGAUAGAAUGUUCUGCGACAUCACAUACACGGUGGCAUCAUGCACCGAGCAAGAAGCGCACCGCUACGGCCAGUUUUUGCACGGCACCCUUCAGAUGGUCAUGCACUGGCACUCUUCUUCUGACAACUACGAACGAGAGUGCGCCAAGUUCCCAGGCUUUGUCACAAGGUUCAGGGUCUCCAAGAUGGAGUCCAAUGAUUAUGUUGACUACGAGAACUAUCGACAUGUGGUUCACAAAUGGCACUUCAAAAUCACAAAAGCCCUGGUGACUUGCCUUGAAAGUGGCGACUACAUCCAGAUCCGCAACGCAAUCUUAGUGCUGCAGAGCAUCCUGACUUGCUUCCCUGCCAUCGUAAACCUUGCCAACGUCAUUGAUAAGCGUAUAGAAAAGGUGAAGAAAGACGAGAAAAACAACCGCAACGAUCUCUACGUGCUGGCUAAUAGCUACUCAGGCCGUCUGAGGGCCAAGAAGUCCAAGCUCUUGCAAGAGAAAGACUUCCAUCAGGUGCGCAAGCCGGACGAGAAGCGACCUCCUCAGCAGGGCGGUGAACCUGCCACCAACGGCGUCGACCCUAAGGGAUCGGAAGAGGACAAGAAAGUCGACCACAACAGCUCCACCAACGACAGCAGCAAGUUGGACAACAAUACCAAUGACCAGAACGAUGCUGAUUCUCGACGAAAAGACGCCAAAAGAAAUAAGACUGAUGCUGACGAUGACGAUGUGAAGGAAGUGGGCCCUGACAGCGACGAGUCAACCAACGACAGCGACUCCCUGCGCAAAAGCAAGAGGCAGAAGACGGAUGGUUCUGGGAAGAAUAAUGAUGAUCCCCACGCCCGCGUCAAACAACCUCAAGACGACUCGCCCAACAAAAGGAAGAAGGAGCGCAAAAGGGAACGGUCGGUGGACGAGGCUGUGGACGGAGACCCGAAGCGACAACGCGGUGACAGGCGCAGCAAUGGUCGUCCCAUUGAGCAGGUUGAUGCUGAAGUCGUCGAGCUGGAUCGUGAUGACAAGAAACGAAGCUCGCGUCGCCGUAAAGAAACUUAGACGUGCGUCCCGCAUACGUCAACUAACUGGAUUGCUGCGUUGGCUCUGUUGCUUGUAU
Molecule: messenger RNA, 4203 nt
Organism: Hyalella azteca
Lineage: Eukaryota; Metazoa; Arthropoda; Malacostraca; Amphipoda; Hyalellidae
Gene: tho2
Product: THO complex subunit 2
Exons: 31
Coding region: 51-4145 (1364 amino acids)
Biological process (GO): mRNA processing; mRNA export from nucleus
Cellular component (GO): THO complex part of transcription export complex
Molecular function (GO): mRNA binding
Source: RefSeq, a predicted model, not a curated record